AUGACUUAUGCUCGACAGGCAAUCAACCAUAUUCAGUUCAUGGUGGACACCAAUGGGAACAGAAUCGAAGGACAAAAGGACAUUCAGGCGCAUUGUGUUAACUAUUUAUCUUCAUUACUUGGAGGUUAUGAAGAACCACCCCAAUUUGACCCUGCUGAUAUCUCAAAUCUACUGAGUUUCAGAUGCUCCUACACUCACCAAGACAUACUCGCAAGUGACUUCUCUACUGAAGAAAUCAAGGCCGCGGCUUUCUCUCUUCCAAGAAACAAAGCCUUUGGCCCUGACGGUUACACUGCUGAGUUCUUCAAGUCUUGCUGGCAUAUUAUUGGACCGGAAGUUGUUGAAGUAGUCAGAGAAUUCUUCCGAUCAGGUCAGCUGUUGCAACAAUGGAAUGCUACUACUAUAGUCCUCAUCCCAAAAGUCCCAAAUGCAGCCUCUACUGCAGAUUUCAGACCCAUAUCCUUGUGCAACACAAUGUACAAAGUGAUCUCAAUGCUUCUGGCCGGAAGACUCCAGGCUAUCCUACCCUUGGCAAUUUCCAAUGCACAAUCAGCUUUUCUACCUGACAGACUUCUUACAGAGAAUGUGCUUCUAGCCACUGAGUUAGUAAAUGGUUAUAGUAGGAAAAAUAUUGGUCCUAGGGGAAUGCUCAAAGUUGAUCUCCGCAAAGCCUUUGACUCCUUGAAGUGGGAUUUUAUCAUCGCUGCAAUGCAAGCCCUCCACUUCCCUGGCAGGUUCAUUAACUGGAUUCGACAAUGCAUCUCAACUCCAAGUUUCUCUGUUUCUGUCAGUGGUAGUACAUCCGGUCUAUUCAAAAGCUCAAAAGGAUUGCGUCAAAGAGAUCCCAUAUCUCCAUACCUCUUUGCCAUCGCCAUGGAGGUCUUCAGCGGAUUAAUGCGGACAAGUUUUGUGGCAGGCUUUAUCCAACACCAUCCCAAAACCAAGGAGCGUGAUAUCACUCAUCUCAUGUUCACUGAUGAUGUAAUGGUUUUCUUUGACGGCUCCUCCUCCUCUCUGCAAGGGAUUAGUGAUGUUAUGGAUCUUUUUGCUUCCUGGUCGGGGUUCCGCAUGAACUAUGAGAAAACUCAAAUAUUCACGGCGGGUCUGGAGCCUAGUGAAUCCUUGGCCAUCUCAAACUCGGGAUUCACUACAGGCUCCUUGCCCAUUAGAUAUUUGGGUCUUCCUUUGAUGAGUAGUAAAUUGAGGAUUUCUGAGUACUCGCCUCUCCUUGAUAAGCUAAUGAAACGGUUCCACGCCUGGGCAUCUCUUUCUCUUUCGCGUGCAUCAAGAAGAUGGAGUCACUUUGUAGCAGAUUUCUCUGAUCUGGCUCUGUGGACCGUAGCAAGGGAGCUUAGGUUGCAUGGAAUUGGUUCCAUGUGGGUUGCUUGGCAUCACUUCCACCACAUCAAAGGCAGAAGCUUCUGGUCCAUCAAAACCUCUGCAACUGAUUCUUGGAACUGGAAAUCUCUUUUGGCAGUUCGCCCUUUGGCUGAGCCGUUUGUCAAAUGCGUGCUGGGCAAUGGUCAAAAUGCCAGUUUCUGGUAUGAUGUUUGGAGCCCCUUUGGAAUGUUAAUCAAAACCGUUGGUGCUGACGGUCCGGCUCGAUUUGGGAUUCCUCCUCAAGCCACUGAACACCAACUACACUCUUACCUUGACUCACUUCCCCCGCCUAGAUCUGACGUCGGUAAGGACUGUUUCAAGUGGAACAUUCAAAGACAACAGUUCACCACCUUUCCUACCGCGAAAACCUGGGAUUGCAUCAGAGAGAGGACCACCACCAAAGACUGGGCCUCAUCGAUCUGGUUCAAAGGAGCCACGCCCAAACACGCUUUCACAAUGUGGGUUGCGCAACUUCAAAGACUGCCAACUCGUGACAGGCUACACUCUUGGGGCAUUUCCACUCCUACCACGUGUUGUCUCUGUUCGAGCUAUGUUGAGUCUCAUACUCACCUAAUUCUUCACUGCCUGUUUAGUGACCAGGUAUGGAUGCGGGUUCAUUCUCACCUCAUGCUUCGCCCAAUUGGUUUCCAUACUUGGCCAUCUUUUCUCGCUUGGACAAGAUUGCGAACAGAUUCUGCCCCUCCUAUCCUUCGGAAGCUUGCAUGUCAGGCUGUGGUGUAUCACCUCUGGAAGCUUAGGAACAACAUUAUACACAACCAGGUUCAACUCUCUCCAGCUGCUGUCUUCAAGGAGAUAGAUGUAAAUUUUCGAAACACCAUCACGGCCAGAGAAUCCCAGAAGCAAUUCAAGAGUCUCAUGGGUCUUUGGAUCAAAUAA
Camelina sativa (false flax) is the source of this 2277-nucleotide messenger RNA. The record is from RefSeq and is a predicted model, not a curated record. Lineage: Eukaryota; Viridiplantae; Streptophyta; Magnoliopsida; Brassicales; Brassicaceae.